AUGAAGAUUAUUUCUAGUGCAGAUAUUUCUCUAGAUGAUGAAGUAUUUAUAAAAUUUAGAUUAUCUAAUUAUAUUCAUGAUUCUUUAAUUUGGCAGGACUGUAUUUUAAAUAAAACUAACUUUAACAAUGAAGAAAUUAUAAAAAACUUAUCGAAGAUACUUUGUGAUAGUAACCUUAUUAUUGAACCCUUCAACUUUGAAGGUUCAAACUUAUUUUCGUGUUCACUAAUGCUAGGAGAUGAACCUUUUCAACUUACAUUUUCAUUUGGAGGAGUUAUUCUUAAAGAAAAUGAUAUUAAUUCAUAUGAAAGAAAAUUUAUUAAUCUCAUAUGCACGGAAACAAUUGGCCAUGAUAUUACAACAAAUAAACUCAAAGUAAGAAGACCUGUUGGCUUAAUUAAUUCAAAGAUUUUAGGAUUUAUAGAUUUUUUUGGUAAGGAUAAUGUAAAUUAUUCAGCCAGGUAUGUACUCAGAUUAGCAUAUAUAAAAGUUAUUGCUCUAACAAGAUUAUAUGGAACCAAUAUUCCAAUUUAUAUCUACGAAGGUAGCAAUUACAUUAUAAAAGUACAAAUAGUAACACUUCAAAACCCCACGGUCUCCUAUGAGUUAAUUCAUAUAGAUUUACUAAGUAAAUUUAUAGGUAAAGAACAUUAUUUGUAUACCUUAGAGACAUGGUAUAAUCACUGGAAUCAAAUAGUUGACAGUAAUGUAAUUGAAUAUUUUACAAAGUCUCAUUCAAUUAUAAUACCCAGUAAUUUGAAAUGUAAACAUAUUAAAAAUGAAACGAAAGAUAUAAAAGGUGAUAAGAUAAGUUCUGAUGGAAGUAUGAAUUCUCUUUUUGAUACUACAUCAGGAUUAAAUAAUAAUCAGGUAGAUCAAAGUAUGGAUGAGUUAAAUGAGGAAAUAAUUAAACUAACAGAUAGCAUUGAUUCUCAAGCACCAGAGCUAAUGAAAUUGAAUUAUGAUAAGGCUAAUGAAGUAAAUAGUGAAAUAAUGGAGAAAAUAAGUAAUGUGGAAUUUAAAAGGAGUAGGAAAAGUAGAAAAAAAGAAAAGAAAUUAUUAGAUCUAAAUAAAAAUAACCUUUUUUGUGUUAACAUAGAAGAUAAAAAAGUUAGCAAGGUAAAUUCCGAUGAUAUUGUGGAGAGAUUACUAAAACAACAAGCUUCACAUUUACUAUUAUCAUGA
Molecule: messenger RNA, 1185 nt
Organism: Cryptosporidium muris RN66
Lineage: Eukaryota; Apicomplexa; Conoidasida; Eucoccidiorida; Cryptosporidiidae
Exons: 1
Coding region: 1-1185 (394 amino acids)
Source: RefSeq, a predicted model, not a curated record